Molecule: messenger RNA, 2250 nt
Organism: Tachysurus vachellii
Lineage: Eukaryota; Metazoa; Chordata; Actinopteri; Siluriformes; Bagridae
Product: zinc transporter ZIP1-like
Biological process (GO): zinc ion transmembrane transport
Cellular component (GO): plasma membrane
Molecular function (GO): zinc ion transmembrane transporter activity
Source: RefSeq, a predicted model, not a curated record
CAGCAGCUUUGACAACAUUAGCACCGUUGUCUGUCGUAAUGGCUGAAAGUUUUUCUUUCGUGAGGUCCCAUUCAGAAAGCAUAUCUUUCAGACCUUGCGCAAUCAUAUCUGCCGUGUGAUCGGCUGGAAAAUACGCCGUCUCUGGCGCAGCUUCCAAUCGUCGUCAAUGUAGUGCAAAGUAAGGCUCAAGAAUGAGUCCAUCGUCCUACUUGACCAGAGAUCAGAUGUGGCUGCAAAGUGUUGAACAUUUUUCAUUUCAGCAGCUACAUUUUUACAACAUGUCUUGUACAUGUCUGGCAACGCAGUUUUAGAAAAAUGAUGGCACAGUGUAUCUUCUGUCGAGAGUUUUAACCAGGUGUUUAAACCCGCUUCACUCCACUGUAGCCAAGGGAGUCAUAUCCUUUGCGAUGUAUUAACAAAUAGCGUCAGUUAUUUCUUUCCAUAUUCUUGAACUCUUCUCAUACUGUGUGGCAUUUGUGAAUACAUUUGUUAUCGACAUCUGCUUUGCGGAGGCACUUGUUACUGGGCGCUUGUCAGUCUCUUUUUGUUUAUUUUGAGCCAUGCACUGUUCAUAUUCAGUAACGUGAUUGCGCUCCAAGUGUUGAAACAAAUUGGUGCUGGUACCUUUGGGCGUCGAAAUUGUUUUAACUGAAAAAUUUCAUCGAUUAUAGGUUCUGAAUGUCGAUUUCGAUUACUUUUCGAUUAAUUGCCCAGCCCUAUGUGCUGGUGUGUGGGUUUGGGACAUUUGGAGCACUGAGAAUGACCUGGAGAAGUGGAACACAGUUAAUCUCACACACACACACACACACACACACACACACACACACACACACACACAAAAUAUGUGUAUGUUUAUAUUCUUAACAAAUGAAUGCACUGCUUAAUAAACUAAUAUGAGUAACAAAAUAAUGGUGAGAAGUGCUGUAUUUGUGUGUGUGUGUGUGUGUGUGUGUGUGUGUGUAUGUUAGACGCCCGUCUCUCGUCUCUCAGCUGUAUCUCUGCAGGUGUGUUUUUAGCCUCCUGUCUGUUGGACAUUAUUCCAAAUUUUCUGAAAGAAAUGAGAGAAACAUUCACAGAACGUAGCGUUACCCUGUACUUCCCCGUGCCGGAGUUCAUCAUGUCUGUGGGGUUUCUGUUCCUGCUGGUGAUGGAGCAGCUGAUCCUGACUCUGAGGGAUGAGCGUGAGCAACAGCACGGACAGAAGGAAGGACGAGAGGACAAGGAAGCUCUGCUACUGUGCUCACCGACGGUCCGGACACGUCCCGACCCCUCCCUGUCCCCCAUGCUCUCCGUGCUACUCCUGUUUCUCUGUCUGUUCUUCAUCUGCCAGGGUUUAUCUGUGGAUGUGGUGCGGCUGCGUCCCGAACUCCUUCUGCGCACUUCACUCGUCACUUGCAGCCUGGUCUUCCUGCUCAUUCACAGUCACAUGAGACGGUUCGUAGUGUUGGUCUGCCUGGCGGUGCUGUCCUCGGCGUUCCCGCUCGGCCUCGCCCUGCGUUACACACACACACACCACUCCUUUCGCUUGGCUCGCUCCACACUCCAGGGCCUGAGUGUUGGUAGCUUCAUCUACAUCGUCUUCAUGGACGUGAUGCCCCGAGUCACGAGUGCUAAUGAGCAACAUAUCGCUAAAGUCACACUGAUCCUCACGGGGUUCAGUGUGUUCACCGCCGCGUUGCUUCUCUAAACACACACAGUGUUCAGUGUGUUCACCAACACACUGCUCCUCUAACCCUUCCAUGCCACCCCACAACACACACACACACACACACACUUGUGAGUGUAAGUGCACUUGUAGGACUUCCUGGAUUGUGAUGUAAACAUGUUUCUUUACGCUGUAAAUAAAAGUCAUUAAACUUGAGAUAUUUUAUUAAUGCUCGCUCUGUUCUGAACUACAUAGGGCACUAGAUUCUGCAGUGUACACUUCAUCUGCACUAUAGCAUCUUACCAUUAAAGUGUGUGAAGAAACUAUAUAAUGUCCCCAACCCCAAGCCCGUAUACAUGAAGCCCUGCCUCUUAGUAGAUUACUUUACUCCUCUCUUAAUUUGUGUGUGAGUGUGUGUGUGAGUGUGACAGAGAAAGAUUUUAGAUACAUAGUAAACAGUUCCAGGAUGAUUUUAUUGUGUUUUCUUUGUGUUGAACAAUCAGCAGUCACAUAUUAAAAGUAAAUGUUUACUGUGUUUCUGCAGGUGACAAGAUCUGAAGUGUGUUUAACCGUUCAUCAUGUUUUUUGAAGCUUUGUGACAGUUA